Molecule: messenger RNA, 1254 nt
Organism: Rhopalosiphum maidis (corn leaf aphid)
Lineage: Eukaryota; Metazoa; Arthropoda; Insecta; Hemiptera; Aphididae
Product: vesicle-trafficking protein SEC22a-like
Exons: 5
Coding region: 240-1163 (307 amino acids)
Biological process (GO): retrograde vesicle-mediated transport, Golgi to endoplasmic reticulum; endoplasmic reticulum to Golgi vesicle-mediated transport; vesicle fusion with Golgi apparatus
Cellular component (GO): SNARE complex; endoplasmic reticulum membrane; Golgi membrane
Molecular function (GO): SNAP receptor activity
Source: RefSeq, a predicted model, not a curated record
AUUAUUUUAAGCAAAUUAGUUAUUAUUUAUUACCAUUGAGUAUAAAAAUAUAAAAUAUAAAUUCUACAAUACUUGCCAAAUGCUAUUAGUUAUUAGUUAUUAGUUAUUACUUUUUUGUAUUGAAUUACAGUGCUCAAUAUAACCGUUAAAAUAGAUACCUAUAGUAAUAAAAAUUUCUGUUGUCAAUUAAUAAUGAACUUGUUUUAAGUGUGAAACCGGUAGUGUGUCAACUUUGGGAUAUGAUUUUAUAUGCUUUAAUUUUAAGAAGCCGGGACCUCCUACCACUGACGUCCACUACUAAUUAUCAUUGUAGUAAUGGCGAGAGCGCCAUUGACUUGAAAUUAAUUAACAAGAUUGUAAAGAAUGUUUUAAAGAAAAAUGAUAUGCCCAAAAACAAAUGUUUCCUUCGCACAAAUGACAAGACCUACUACUUUUUACCAUGCUUAAAUAUAAUUUGCAUGGCCAUGUGCAUUCCUUCAUAUCCUCAAGUUUUAGCCUACAGCUUUUUAGAAGAACUAGCUGGAGAAUUUACAAAAAAAUAUGACCGUUUCAAAGUUGAACAAGCUUUGAGGCCUUACAAUCUUAUUGAAUUUGAUACUACAAUACAUCCUAUUCAACAAAUGUAUAAUAAACCUCAACAACUGACAUCCAGAAUAAAUUUAGCUGAAAUUACUCGUGAUAUCACAUUAGAUCCCCCUCAAGAAGUAUUUAUUGUUGAAGAAAAUUCCAAGAAUAAUAUUCAUACACCACAAGUUAUUCCUCCGACUGUUCGAGUUGGACCACUGCCUACUUUAGAACCUUUAUCUUUCAUUGACAAAACAUCUUUAAUUUUUACUAUAUGUUUAAUUAUUCAUAGUAUUGUCGUAGUAAUGGAUACAUGGAGGAGUUGGACAACUGAGGAAGAUGACUCACUGGAUACUGGUUGGCUUCACUUUUGUAGUAUUCUCUUCCGAUUAUCUCAAAUGUAUGUUCUUACGCACAAGCAAAUGUAUAGAUGGAAGAAAGGGUGGGCACUCUUCUUAGUAUUAUUAGGUAUAGAUUGGUUUCUGUAUUUCAAUGAUGACCUAUGGCAGGUGGUUUUAGUAUAUGUCAUUACUACACUGACACAUACAUGCAUACUUAAACGAAAAAUUGCCAUUAAGUUACCACAAUAUCAAAUUUAAACAUGAAUAAAAUAUUUAAAUAUUUAAAAAUUUAUUUUGUUAUGAUACUUGAGCAUUAAACAUAAAUUGUUAAACCAUUACCCCCCAAAAA